AUGGUUCAGGAAGCCCCUGCUAACCAGACAGCUCUGACAGAGCUCAUCAUGCUGGGCUUCACAAGCCAGCCCAGCCUGGCCUGCCUGCUUUUUGGGCUUUUCCUGGUGAUGUACAUGGUGAUGCUUCUGGGGAAUGGGUUAAUUGUUGCCCUAGUGUGGGCUGACCCAUCCCUCCACACUCCCAUGUACUUCUUCCUCGUCAGCUUGUCAUGCUCUGAGACUGCGUACACACUGGUGGUGGUGCCCCGGAUGCUGGGAGACCUGCUGUCAUUAUGCCACACUAUCUCAUUCUCUGCCUGUGCCACCCAGAUGUUCUUUUUUGUGGCACUGGGUGUGACUGACUGCCUGCUGCUGACAGGCAUGGCAGUGGACCGCUACAUGGCUAUCUGUUCCCCACUGCGCUACAGUGCCAUCAUGAACUAUCGCAUCUGCUGUGGCCUGGUGGGGGGUGCACUGACAGGAGGGGUCCUGUUCUCCCUGAUCCUCAGUGUCCUGGUCUUUUCCCUGCCAUUCUGUGGCCCCAAGCACAUACCGCACUUCUUCUGUGACAUCCCUCCUGUGCUGCGGCUGGUCUGCCCAGGAAAUGAAACCAGUGAGACAGCCAUCCAUGUUCUGGUUGUCCUGACACUCAUCCUGCCCUUUGUCUUCAUCCUCCUCUCCUACAUCCGCAUCCUGAUGGCUGUGCUGUGCAUGGGCUCAGCCCAGCACCGCCGCAAGGCCUUUUCCACCUGUGGUGCCCACCUGACUGUGGUGCUCCUACACUACAGCUGUGCUAUCUUCAUGUAUGCCCGGCCUAGGGCCCACUACAUGCUAGAGAAGGACAGGCUGAUUGCAGUGUCCUACACUAUUGUCAUCCCCAUGCUCAACCCCCUCAUCUACACCCUGCGUAACAAUGAUGUGCAAGGGGCUUUGCACAAGCUACUGGGAUGUGGGCCUCUCACUCCCAAGGGGUAG
This is a messenger RNA of Alligator mississippiensis (American alligator), 954 nucleotides long. RefSeq names its product olfactory receptor 10R2. Gene Ontology annotation, biological process: G protein-coupled receptor signaling pathway. The record is from RefSeq and is a predicted model, not a curated record. The transcript has a single exon. Bases 1 to 954 code for a protein of 317 amino acids. Gene Ontology annotation, molecular function: G protein-coupled receptor activity; olfactory receptor activity. Gene Ontology annotation, cellular component: membrane. NCBI's taxonomy places the organism in Eukaryota, Metazoa, Chordata, Crocodylia, Alligatoridae.